This is a messenger RNA of Durio zibethinus, 2216 nucleotides long. RefSeq lists its product as uncharacterized. Lineage: Eukaryota; Viridiplantae; Streptophyta; Magnoliopsida; Malvales; Malvaceae. The record is from RefSeq and is a predicted model, not a curated record.
AUUGAUUUUGAUGCUUUAUCUGGACUCGUUGGUAAACAGAUUGUAACAGCAUUAGCACGAUUUUAUCCUUGAACAUUAUGAAUCUGAUCAUCCAGUGGUUAUUGAGUUUAUGCAAAUAUCUUAAUUUUAUUACUAAGGAAAGAAACAUGUUCUUAAAUUGUUGGAAAUGGAUGAUAUCUGGACAUGCUUUCAAAUGGAGGCCGAUGAACAAACUUAAGGAGUAUGCUUUCAUAUUCUCUUCUAACCUGCAACGUCCAAGGUACCAAGGCUAAUAAUUUUAGUAACCCGUUCUCAUGUGAUAGAAAUUUUUUCCAGUUUUUGUUGUUAGAGAUCAAUGAAUGCACCUGAAUCUUCUUUCUUAUAGUUAACCAUGAAAAUCUAAAAGCGCUGAAGCACAGCUUACAACUUUGUACAGCAUAUUGGAGUAGCAGAAAACCCUACUAUUAUGCUGAUUGUACCCCUUUUCUAUUAUGGCAAUACACAUCAACUUGCUUUCCUAAGAGCAGAUAAUGGCUUAUUGAACUACACCUAAAUAAAAUAAAAGCUUGAGUUCAAGUUAAAUUUCAAAUGCGUAACUGCACUUCGCUGCUGAGUGAUUCAAUGAGUGGGAUCGACGUUCUAUAAUAUAGAUUGCCUAUCUUCUGCAGGGAUGAAUUGGAAAUUGCAAGAAUGCGAAUGUAAACAUAGAAUUCCCUUUUCCUGUUGAAUUAAGUCUUUUCAAGUUUCAACAAUAUAAUCCUCGUACUUAAUCGUUUACUCAUGUUUUCGGGGAUUCUAGACCAGAGGAUAUCGGACAGUGUUCCUUGACUUUGAGUAGAAAGCAAGCAAAAGAAAAGUGCAAGACCUCUUUAUUUUUCCCCCAUUUUCCUCCAUUUCCAAGCAAGCAUAUAUUCUAACGAGCUAAAAGAAAUGCUCUCCAUUUAUUCCAAGCAGUAGCACAUCUGUUAUAGUGUGACUACAACCAUUGGCUUUGAAUCUUCUUUAGUUUCCCUAUGUUGAUAAUUCCGUUUUCUGCCCCACCUUCUGCUCUUUUCUCCUUUUCCCUGUUAACUAAAUGUCCUUGGCCUGUUACCGUCCUAUAUUUAUACACAUCGUUCAUCCCUUAGUUUCUCAUCUCCGUUCAGGCAUUGCUUAGAGCCAUGGAGUCAAGGGGGCACUGUUUAAGAUUGCUCGAUGCAGUCGUAUGCAUUUCCAUUUUAGCCACCAUUUUCUUCACUCGUUGUGAUGCCAGAAUUACGGUUCAUUCAUGGAAGUACCAUGACUCAAGACUCCAGAAAAGUCCAAUCAGCCAAUUGAUAAACAAGCUGAAAGUAACAAAUCGUGUCAAUUCCAAUGUUGAUCCACACACCAUAAACUCACCUUUCUAUUUACCUCCUUUUGAUUCACAAUCACCACUUCCUCAGCCUGACCACUCUCCUCCCUUUACUCCACAUUCACCUUCCAACCCUCCGCCGUCUUACGGGCUACCAACCCCUCCACCACCUAGUUACAUCCAUAGCCCUCCAGCUAAUCCACCGGAAACAUAUCCACCCGAAAAUGGGUUCAGUCCACCUAGAAUUUUCCCAAGCCCCCCUCAACAUCAACCCAGCCUACCAAAACAUGCUCCUAGUUCCCCUAAGCAUGUUCCAGGCCAGCCCAUCUAUAAACCACCUGUGCAGAACCCACCACCUUUGGGACCCCCUCCUCCACACAAAGGGUCACCGUCUGGUGUUUGGUGUGUUGCUAAGCCGACAGUUCCAGAUUCAGUAAUCCAAGCAGCAAUGGACUAUGCAUGUGGGUCUGGUGCAGAUUGCAAGUCAAUUCAACCCAACGGAGCCUGCUUUCAACCCAACACAAUGAUUGCGCAUGCAUCAUAUGCUUUCAACAGCUACUGGCAAAACAAGAAGGGGAGUGGUGGCACUUGCGACUUCGGAGGGACCGCCAUGCUUAUUACUGUUGAUCCUGGUUUUGGUAAGUGCAAGUUCAGCUACAAUUGAUCAAUGAAGAUAGAAAGAGCAAAUCAAAAGACCAAUUAUUUUAUUUCAGAGGAGUUUGAACCAGCACUUGUGCUAGAUGUGAUUUUAUUUAGAUGCAGCAGUUUCGGCUGUUGUGCUACUUAGCUGGAAAUUAUUACCUUGUUUUAUUCCUUCUAUGAAUCGGGUAGAGUUUAAAGCAUAGUUUAUUUUAAUCAUAUUAAAUUAAGCACCAUUUUUUUUUUUAGUUUAAGUAUACUCUGC